Mercenaria mercenaria is the source of this 3184-nucleotide messenger RNA. RefSeq names its product tripartite motif-containing protein 29-like. Lineage: Eukaryota; Metazoa; Mollusca; Bivalvia; Venerida; Veneridae. Gene Ontology annotation, molecular function: zinc ion binding; protein binding; ubiquitin-protein transferase activity. Gene Ontology annotation, cellular component: nucleoplasm; chromatin. The coding region runs from base 21 to 1400 and encodes 459 amino acids. Gene Ontology annotation, biological process: positive regulation of DNA-templated transcription. The record is from RefSeq and is a predicted model, not a curated record. The transcript is spliced from 2 exons.
CAAAUCAAUACCACCACAAAAUGGCGACGGAACAAAACUUCAAAAUUUCUGUUGAAACGGGUUCAGAGGAGAUUUUAAACACGUCUUGUACUCCAUGCUCGGAGUCUGGAAGGACAAAAGAAGCGGAUAAAUUCUGUGUUGAAUGUGGAUCGCAUUUUUGUGCUCAGUGUCUGCUAGAACAUAAUAAAUUUCCGGCGUUAAGAUCUCACCAGGUUUUGGAUAAGACCGGACAGAGCGGACGGACUAAAAACGAAACAACUGGAAUGAAUAUGCCGACGGAGAGAUGUUCAGUCCACAACGGAAAGUUGAUUGAUAUGUUUUGUAAAGAUCACGACAAAGUGUGUUGCUCUGCUUGCGUCGCAAUUAAACACAGGGCGUGUGAACAUGUUGAAUCUCUGCCAGACAUAGCUAAAGGCAUACAGGACAGUAAGGUGUAUACAGAUACCAAAACUUCGCUGCAGAAUGUACUAACAAGAAUGGAAAAGGAAAGAGACACAAGGAAAGAUAAACUUAGAAACGUUGAUCAGCAAAAGGAUAAAUUGUUAGAAGACAUAGAUGCCCUCGAAACAGAGCUCAUUCGAAAGAUCCAUGAGCUUUCUAAAACUUCAAAGGAGCAAAUUUGUUCGCAGCACCAAAGAUGCAAGAACAAAAUUGAAUGCAAUUUAAAUGUGCUGGAAAAUGUCAUUUCAACAGCGACAGCCAGUGUGCAAAACUUGUUAGACAAAAACGAAUGCCAGUUGUUUAUGAAUGUUAAAACAAGUAAAGAGUUAAUAAAAGAUUGUGAAGCACUUCUGAACGAUCUGUCUGCUGGAAAGACAACUGAAGAGUACAAGUUUGUGUUGAAUCACGAGAUUAAAAGGAACCUUACUUCUUUUGGUUUCGUACAGUCGUCUGAUGAGGUAGCUCAAGUUGUGAAGAAAUACGAUGCAUCAUUAUAUGGAAGAUUCCUUAUUAACCCAAAAUAUUGCGAAAUAACUGGAUUAUGUGUGAUGGAUGACGGGACACUGGUGAUUGCAGAUAAUACAAAUUCACAAUUGAAGAAACUAAACGAAACCUUCGCAGUCGAGGUUGGUAUUGAUGUUCGGGGAAAACCGUAUUCGACAUGCAAAGUAGGGCCAAACGAAGUUGCUACAGUUCUAUACAGUCAAUGGAACCCCAACUACAAAGUACUUUUUGUAGAUGUUGGGGUAAAAAUGAAACCCGGAACCACAUUUGUUAUUAAUGGACAAGCAGCAUCGGUUUCCUACGAUGCAAAGCAAGAUGCUUUAUUUGUUUGUAACCUAAAUCAAGUUUCUGUUUAUACGAAAUCGGGAGUGUUGUUGAGAGCAUACGACUGGAACGAAUAUGGCGAUAGCAUUGUUUGCGUCCGCAACACAAUUAUCAUUCAAUGCAUCCAAUGAUGUGAUGUUUGUCACCGAGAAGUGGGACAAAAAACUGAAAGCAUUGAACAAACACGGCCAAGCGGUUUGGACAUUUACAGACCCAUUUUUGAAGGAACUAAGGGACGUUUGCGUUCUUCCUGGUGACAUCAUAUUAGUUAGUGAUUACGGGUCGAAUAACAUCUUACAAAUUGACAGCAGUGGAAAGAAAAUUGGUCUCUUUCUAGAGAUACCACGUCCUCUGGCCCUAGCGUUUGACAAAGAAAAUUAUAGACUUAUAGUAGGAAACUGCUCAAAUGAAAUACAGGUGUACUCGUUAUCUAAAAAAUAGAAACAUGUAGAAAAUAGCAAAAUAUAUCAGCACACCUAUUUUUGCUUUGGACAUUUAGUGACCCAUGUCACUAGGAACAAAAAGACGUUUGCGUCCUUUCUGGUGACAUCAUAUUAGUUUGCGAUUUUAGUUCAAAUAACGGCUAACAAAUUAUAAACGAUACUUUAUAAAGUUUUAAAGGCUUUGGCACUUAUCAUUCCUCCUCGUUAUAUACAGGGAGAUCAGGGAGACCAUUGUAUUUGAUACCGUUUCUUUUGUCUGUAUUGCCUACAAAUGUUUAUUUUUUAAUUUUACAUGUGAAGGGUUAUUGCAUACGGUCUAAGUUUUAUUCUAUAUGUAAUAUGUUUAUAGUUAUCCUUUGGUAAUGUAGAUAUUCAACAGACUGAUUUUUCAAAAAGUGAUAUUUUACAGGGAAAACAUAAUGGCAUGCAGAACAAAUACAAAUUGUACAGGUAAUAUUUUGCUGAAUAUUACGUCUGUUAGGCUUUGGGACCACAAACAAUUUUUUAAUGUCCCGUAAAGUGCUUCUUGAUUUGCUAGUGUUAGUCCUCACUGUCAGAACAAAACAGGGCCAAUACACCGAUGGAACAUUUUGUUGUCUUUUUCUUUAAACUAACAUUUGUGGAUGUUGACAAACAAAUCAUUUAAAUUUGAGAACAUUAAAGUGUUGAUCAUUCUUCUGUCCAGAGAAAGUAAGGAAUUUAUUAAACGUAUGGAAAAAAAAAUGACAGAGAAGAAUUUUUUUUUUUCAUUAAAAGUUCCUGAAAACGUACUUGGUAGAUAACUGGGUUGAUUUGUGUACUUCAUAUUUGUAUGAAGGUUCCUGUGAAGUUUUGGAUAAUUUUAGAAUUUUAUAUGAUCCCUGAAAACUAGGAGAAACAUGCAAUUUUCAUGUCAUUUUAUAAACACUUAUAAAUGUUUUGUUUUUAAUAAAGUUCCUGAAAGCUUAAGUCAUCUUUUACUUGAAACAUAUGAUACAAUCAUAUUGUUGCAUGUUUACCAUGUAAAAACAUAAGGUAGGGUGAGACUACCCACUGACCCGCGGAGGUUACUCAGUAACUGUAUCAAGGACACCAGUUUUAGAUUAUAUACGGAUCUGAGUUUUCGCGAUAUUUAGUAAUUCAUAGUUGAUCUUUGACGGAAAGUAUAUAACAUAUUUCUGAUGAAAUUAAUCAGACGGCACCCAUUCCGAUAAAUCAGCUGCAUCUCGUGUCAUUAUGAAAAAUAACAUGUAAAAUGAUUGCAAAUAUCAUAUAUAUAACUUAUAAUGGAACUUCAUUCAAUACAUUUUAGUUUUAGUUAUAUUUUUUGUUUGUUUCUAAUUAAAUUACCAACUAAUUUCAAAUGCCUUCUCAUUUAGAAAGACCCUCGUGUCCCUCAAGGCAUCGUUAUAAUUAUAGGCGACCACCCGGAUAAAACCACCAACCCCCUUGCGCAAAUCGACAGUAUUUAGUCCUUACAAAAAAUAAUUCAA